Molecule: messenger RNA, 2280 nt
Organism: Bacidia gigantensis
Lineage: Eukaryota; Fungi; Ascomycota; Lecanoromycetes; Lecanorales; Ramalinaceae
Exons: 1
Coding region: 1-2280 (759 amino acids)
Biological process (GO): proteasome-mediated ubiquitin-dependent protein catabolic process; protein linear polyubiquitination
Cellular component (GO): ubiquitin ligase complex
Molecular function (GO): zinc ion binding; ubiquitin-protein transferase activity; ubiquitin binding
Source: RefSeq, a predicted model, not a curated record
AUGGACGAUGGCCGGACAAGAGGCCGAAUUGCACAACCCUUGAAUCCUCAUCUAGUAUCUCAUAGCCACGGCGACUCUUCUAAUUCGCAAAAUGGGGAUAUAUCCACAAGCCUAGCCAGUGUCAAUUGUCGCUUCUUCGCUUUAGGGAGAUGCCAAAAAGGGAGUCAGUGCCGAUUUCACCACGCAGAUGCGAAUGAAUCAAAGCCUAGCGAAGCCCUCAUUCAAUGGAGAACGGCGCAAGAUCAACAACAGGAGCCAAACUCUGGCAUUCUGCCCGUCCUUGAGCUAAAUGAGAAGGUGAAGUCUAUCAUCAAAGAGUUAGGAGGAGCCGCUGUGGAAUUUGGUGACGGAGCUGCAGUGGUCAACAUCAAGAUUGCUGCAGCGACGCAAGCUCGUCUGCAAAUGAGCAAUGUCAACUGCACAUGGUUUCGACCCUCUAAAUCGGCAAUGCUAGAGUUUACAUCUGUCACCGCAAUGAAUGGAGCCAAAGAAGCUCUAACAAGCCCAAAUAUCCUCAACAGACGUCUUGACUGCAGAACGGAAAUCGACAGGACAGAAAGAACGUGGAAAUGCCUGAUCAGAGUACGUAGUGUGGAUACUUCAACGACUUAUGGUGACGUGAAGAAUGCUUGUGGGGAACACUGGCCAAAGAACGUGACAUUCGGACCACCAUCAUACUCAUCAACUCCUGAGGAGAUCGGUGAGGCGAUACGGAAGUUGCUAGCAUCUUGCUACCCAGUAGAGGCCUGGACUUUGACGCCACGCAUGGACAGCGUAUACGCCACGGGCACAGCAAUCUUUGCGAAGCCAGAGCACGCCUCCAAGGCUGUAAAAGAUUUUGAUGGGUAUAUGCUGCCCCAUUUAGGCGGAUCGACGGUCCAGAUGUCCUAUAGGGUAAAAGCCAAGCUUUCAAUAUUGACGCCAAUGUUCUUCGCGGUGUCGAAAGAACUGCCCAACAUAACACUUGGCUUCCAGCCAGAAAGCCCCUUAAGGAUCAAAGUGUAUUACUCGCCAAACCAGAGAGAUCGCUUUACUACGCUCCACAUUCAAUCCAAUUCUACUCAGGAUAUCAGCAAAGCCAAAGCCAGGGUCGAAAUGAUACUUCGUGGUCAUACAGCAAGAAGUGCAAAAGAGAUAAUCUGGCAUGAUUUUUUCUUGAAAUCGGAAGGGCUUGCGUACCUGAAUACGCUUAGCAAAAAAUACGAUGUCUACAUAUUCCGAAAUGCAAAGAAGCGCGUCCUGAGUCUAUUUGGAGCAGAAGAACAAAAGGCCCUUGCCGAGUCGAAGCUGAUUCAGACACUGGAGGACUUGGCUGCUGCUACACAUGAGCUCGAGCUAGAUUCGGAUCUGCCAUUCUCUGUCUCCCAGGUUGGUUAUCGGCGUAUUGUUGCCAAAUUCGGAAAGUUGGCCGCAAGACUUAACAUGACGAAAACACCCAGGACAAUCACUAUUCAAGGCUCGAAGCAAGCAUUUGAAUGGGCACAAGCUACGUUGAAGGAGGCAUCCCUAGCGCCUAUCAGACCAGUAACAGAGGGAACUGAAGAGUCGUUAUGCUCCAUCUGCUACUGCGAAAUGAGUGAACCAUUCGCUAUGCCAUGCGGCCACCAAUAUGAUCCCGAAUGUCUCGUGAGCCAAUGUGCCCUCAUCGAGCAUAAGGACAUUCCACUCAAGUGUCUUGGCAACGAUGGUCAAUGCAACCACAUUCUGUCCAUAGAAGCCCUCGAGUCGAUACUGACUCGAGAUCAACUGGACGACCUGUUCGAGCGAUCAUUCCUCCAACAUGUGAGAGCCCGACCAGCCCAAUACCAGUACUGCCCUACCGCAGGCUGCGAUAACAUUUACGAGAAGUCCGAUAAUAGCAAGGCUUUCACAUGCCCAACCUGCGUUAAUGUGAUUUGUGCAGGCUGCGGAUCAGUAACGCAUGAAGGACUCACCUGCGCGCAGUAUGAGAGCGCAGUUCAUGACGGCGAGGACGAGUUUGCGAUAUGGAAAACAAAGAAUAAUGUCAAAGAUUGCCCCAAAUGCGGAUUGGCAAUCGAGAGGAUCGACGGGUGCAAUCAUAUGCAUUGUGAAGCUUGCAAGACACACAUCUGUUGGAAAUGCAUGGCCGUGUUUAAUACCUCGGACGAAACAUACGAUCACAUGACAGAUGAACAUGGUGGAGUCUUUGAUUUCGUACAGGACGACCUUCCACCGUACGAUGCCCAGCAAAGAGAGUAUGCUCGCAAUGUCGAUCGUCCGAAUUGGGCUCCAAUUGACGAUGCCUUGGAAGGAUGGUGA